AUUUCUCAGUAUUGAAGUUGCUGCACUUCUGAAGCUGUUCUUGGAAUUCUGAAGAAUCAAGAAUGAGGAAAUAUUGGCUGCCAUCUUCAAGCAUUUCUGCUGUCUUUGCUUUUAUUGUACUUCCCCAUUUCAUUGCUUGUUCAUCCAAUGAAGAGAUACAACUCAACAGCCAGUUAAUAAGCAUCAACCAGCAUGUUCACAAGGUGAAUUAUCAUAGGAUAUUUGAGAUUGAAAUUCAUGGAAUAUUGUUAUGGGCUUCAAUGGGAUUCUUGAUGCCAGCUGGAAUACUCACAAUAAGAAUGUCCAACACAGAGAAGUGUAGCACAACAAGACUCAAAGUUCUCUUCUAUGUUCAUGGAAUUCUUCAGGUGCUCUCUGUUCUACUGGCUACCGCUGGAGCGGUGCUAUCAAUCAAGAGUUUUGAGAAUAUGUUCAACAACAAUCACCAAAGAAUAGGUUUAGCCCUUUAUAUUGCCAUCUAUGUCCAAUUUCUUAUGGGAUUUCGCCGGCCUAAGAGGGGAAGUAAAGGAAGAAGUGUAUGGUUCUUUUUCCAUUGGCUACUUGGAACAACAAUAUGCUUGGCCGGAAUUAUCAACACCUACACAGGCUUAUCAGCCUACCAUGAAAGAACAUCUAAGCCAAUAAGCCUUUGGACAAUAAUUUUUACAGCACAAAUCUCAUUCAUGGGAUUUUUCUAUCUUUUCCAAGACAAAUGGGAAUAUAUACAAAAGCAAGGGGUCAUUCUUGGAAAUAACGAAACUAUGACACCCCAAGUGGAAAUAGUUGUUCCUCAGAGUGAUGGCCAAAAGAUGAUAACGAGAACAGAAUCAGGAAGGAAAAGCAAUGCACUUGGGACUUACUUUUCCAGAAACAAUGUCCUUAAUAAAUUAUUUCAACAAACGGAUGCAAAGACAACAACAUGGGUAGGAGAAGAUGGAAGGGUAUACCAUAGCCAUGAUGGGCUGGCUCCUCAUUCCCAUGAACCAAUAUACUCACCUGGCUACUUUACCAGAAGAGCACCUCCACUUAUUAACAGGAACUUCACUGAAAGAGCAUUUACUAUUGGAAUUGGUGGCCCUGUUGGUACUGGGAAAACAGCUUUAAUGCUAGCAUUAUGUAAACUCCUAAGGGACAAAUACAGUCUUGCAGCAGUAACAAAUGAUAUAUUCACUAAAGAAGAUGGAGAGUUCUUAAUAAAACAUGGCGCGCUGCCGGAGGAAAGGAUACGAGCAGUGGAAACAGGAGGAUGCCCACAUGCUGCUAUUAGGGAAGAUAUAAGCAUUAACCUUGGACCUCUUGAGGAGCUUUCUAACUUGUACAAAGCAGAUAUACUACUUUGUGAAUCUGGUGGAGACAACCUAGCUGCCAACUUCAGUAGGGAACUUGCUGAUUACAUAAUCUACAUAAUAGAUGUAUCAGGUGGUGAUAAAAUUCCUCGAAAAGGAGGUCCUGGAAUUACCCAAGCAGAUCUCCUUGUGAUAAAUAAAACCGAUUUGGCAGCAGCUGUGGGAGCAGAUCUGUCUGUCAUGGAGCGGGAUGCACUUCGGAUGCGGGACGGCGGUCCUUUUGUUUUUGCUCAGGUGAAGCAUGGGGUUGGCGUGGAGGACAUAGUGAACCACGUUUUACAAGCUUGGGAAGUUGCAACCGCAAUGGGGGAAGAAGGAGAGAAUAACAAGGAGAAGAAGAGGGUGGUUGUGGAGUCGCUAGGAUGGCUGACGGAAUCCACAAUCAUGCCCAAAAAGCACCGACCAAUCGAGGGUGUGGGUGCUUCUUCCAUCCUUGAGCUUAAAGCCCAGUUAUACAAAUCUCAAGAAGAGUCCAAACGCCUUUCCAAAGAGACCGUCCACCCUUCUGCUGCUGACCCAAAUUAUUCGCAUCUGGAGAUCCACCGCGCCAAGAAGAAAAUCACCGCUAAGGACGCCUUUUCCUCCAAGAAUCAUGGGGUUGAUGCUAGAGAGGCCAAGGACAAGCUUGAGCUGAAAGCAGUUAAAGAUGGAUCAGUAAGCUAUGCUGCCUUAGAACGAAAGGCUAAGUUGUAUGAUAAGCUGGUGAGGGGUGAGCUUUCUGACGGGGAGGACGAAGAGAAGUACUGUGUUGAUUUCUUUCGGAAGGGCCAGGAGCAGGUAGACUCUGAGCUGCCUCAACGGCACAAUACUUCUAGCACAGAACCAAGAGAUGAAGUUGGAGAUGAUGAUACCUCCCUACUCCCAGACACAAAAGCUGCAGGACUUGGCCGCCAAGCUGGCACAUUUGACAGAAGUGAACAUAAGCGUUUUGUAAUGGAAGUUCAUAAAGAAGCAAGUCAAGCAAGGGAAAAAGCAUCAGAACUCAAGCUCCGUAGGCAAGAACAAGUUGCAGCACGUCGAGAAAAACUAAAGCAGGCUUAUCUCCGCAAGCAGCUUGAGAAGUCGAAGGCUUCCAAGACAGAACAGACAUAGACCAGAGGAGGUGUUUUUGAAGCGGAAGUUUGAAUCACCAUUUCAUUUGAACGAUGCUGAGGUUGGUGAAUCCAAGAAGCAGCUUUGGCGACUUAAUGCAUCACCUUGAAGUCGUGAACUUUCUUUCAAGUGGUUGAGCUCAAAUAUGAUCGAGAAUGCUCCAAUAUAGGAAUACUAUCUGAGGAUUUCUCUGUAUCAUAUGCAAAGGAUUCUUUGUAGUCUCUUUUUUUAACUGACUAAGAAAAAGAGAUUUCUUCAACAGUAUUAUUACAGUUUGUAGGCCAGCGGAUAUCUGUACACAGUGAUGUGUUUCCUGUCAAUGAGCAAAAGGAUGGAUAGAAUGAAAAUGUCUGGCACAAAAAGCAGAAAGCGAUUCCACUGGGGAUCGAACCCAGAAUCUCUGGUUCCGUAGACCAGCGCCUUAUCCAUUGGGCCAUGGAAUCUUUGAUGCUACUGUAAUUUCUCUUUUGUUACAUAAAAGUAAUUAAUUUUCUUUC
This is a messenger RNA of Nicotiana tabacum (common tobacco), 2935 nucleotides long. NCBI's taxonomy places the organism in Eukaryota, Viridiplantae, Streptophyta, Magnoliopsida, Solanales, Solanaceae. The record is from RefSeq and is a predicted model, not a curated record.